CAAAUACCGUUGACAGAUUUUUGGCAGCAAAGGAAACCUCUCUUCGGUUUACAUUUGUGAAUACGUUUAUUUUUUGAUAAAAUGUGGAAUUAACUUUUACAAAACCAUAUUGGAGAGUCUAACCGGAGUUUAUGACCAUAUUUCGUGAAUUAUAGAGGCUUAAGAAUAAAAAACUAUAAAAAUGUCUGACUCAGAAGCUAGCAACUAUUCAGACAAUGAAAAUGCCUCAGAAGCUGGCUCAGUGCGGUCUAGAAGCUCUAGAGGCAGUGUGCGUAGUAGAUCAAGGUCACCAUCAAGGUCAAGGUCUAGAUCAAGGUCUUUGGCAAAAAGUAGGUCCAGAUCACCUAGGGGCUCUAGGUCUCCAUCAAGGGGAUCAAGGUCUCCUAGAUCUAGGUCCAGAAGCAGGUCUAGGUCCAAGUCAAGGUCGAGAUCUAGGUCAAGGAGUAGAUCAGGCUCAGAAGCAAGAGAAGCCUCAGGCAACGAAGAGCCAGCUGCUGAAGAAGAGGAACCUGAAGGUGACAGCCUAGGCUCGGAGGAAUAUGACAGUGAAGAAGAUGAUAGUGACGAGGGAAGCCGAGCUAAGAAAAGGAAGAAAAACAAAGGCAGAUAUGGAGGGUUCAUCAUCGAUGAAGCUGAGGUGGACGAUGAAGUUGAGGACGAAGAUGAAUGGGAAGAAGGAGCUCAAGAGAUUGGCAUUGUGCCAAAUGAGGUUGAUGAAUUCGGACCCACUGCCAGGGAGAUUGAUGGAAGAAGGAGAGGCACUAAUUUGUGGGACUCCCAAAAAGAACAUGAUUUCGAAGAAUACCUCAGGAAGAAAUAUUCUGAAGACACUGCAGCUAUCAAACAUUUUGGAGAUGGAGGUGAAGAGAUGUCGGAUGAAAUUACCCAGCAAACAUUAUUGCCGGGAGUCAAGGAUCCAAAUCUGUGGAUGGUAAAAUGCCGAAUAGGCGAGGAAAAAUCCACCUGUCUCCUCCUCAUGCGAAAAUUCCUGGCUUAUCAAAACACUAACGAGCCUUUGCAAAUCAAAUCAGUGGUGGCACCAGAAGGUGUGAAAGGUUACAUUUACAUUGAGGCUUACAAGCAACCUCAUGUAAAGUCUACUAUUGAAAAUGUAGGAAACUUGAGGAUGGGAAUCUGGAAACAGCAGAUGGUCCCUAUCAAGGAGAUGACUGAUGUUUUGAGGGUUGUCAAGGAACAGACAGGCUUGAAAUCUAAACAGUGGGUUAGAUUGAAGAGAGGUUUAUACAGAGAUGACAUCGCGCAAGUGGAUUAUUUUGAUAUGGCUCAGAAUCAAGUGCAUCUGAAACUGUUGCCACGAAUCGACUACACCCGGCUCAGAGGAGCAUUGAGGACAACACAAUCUGAUGCGGACCUAGACAAGCGCAAGAAAAAACGCCGUCCUCCCAGCAAACCUUUCGAUCCUGAAGCGAUCCGGGCGAUUGGCGGUGAAGUAACCUCAGACGGUGACUUCCUCAUCUUCGAAGGUAACCGGUACUCGCGCAAAGGCUUCCUUUACAAAAACUUCACUCUAAGCGCGGUGAUAAUCGACGGUGUGAAACCGACUUUGGCGGAGUUGGAACGGUUCGAGGAACAACCUGAGGGCAUCGACUUGGAGCUGCCGCCUGAUAAGGAUGAUAAGAGUGUCACGCACUCUUUUAGUGCCGGUGAUAACGUCGAAGUUUGUGAAGGAGAAUUGAUCAAUUUGCAGGGUAAAAUCUUGACUAUCGACGGAAACUCGAUAACGGUAAUGCCCAAACAUGAAGAUUUGACAGAACCAAUCGUUUUCCAAUUCCACGAAUUAAAAAAGUAUUUUAAAAUGGGGGAUCACGUCAAAGUACUGGCAGGACGUUAUGAAGGCGACACUGGUCUAGUCGUGAGAGUGGAAAAUAACAGAGUAGUGCUGAUAUCUGAUCUGACAAUGCAUGAAAUGGAAAUUUUACCAAAAGAUCUGCAAUUGUGCACUGAUAUGGCUAGUGGAGUUGACUCCCUGGGAAAAUUUGAAUGGGGAGAUCUGGUCAAUCUUGACGCUGAAACCGUAGGUGUGAUUGUGAGAUUAGAAAGAGAGAAUUUCCACGUUUUGAACAUGCACGGUAAGGUAGUUGAAUGUAGACCUGGUUCUUUACAAAAACGGAGCAUAAGUAAAUACACUGCAGCAAUGGACUCUUAUAGAAACAGUCUUCAUCGUAGGGAUAUGGUGAAGGUUAUUGAUGGUCCACAUAAUGGAUUUUCUGGAGAAAUUAAACAUCUUUACAGGAAUUUCGCUUUUCUGUAUUCAGUGGAGUUUUUGCAGAAUGGGGGUAUAUUUGUAUGCAAAACCAAGCACUUGCAACUAGCUGGUGGUAAUAAGAGCUUACCUAACUCUGACAUUACACUGGGAAUGGAAUACAUGUCUCCAAGGAGAGCCUCACCAUUGCAUCCGUCUAGCGGCGGAGGAGGAGUUGUUGGUGGUUUUGCAAGUCCCAGGGGUGGCGGAGGCGGUAGAGGCAGGGUAGCGAGAGACAGAGAUAUAAUAGGAACCACCAUCAAAAUUACCCGUGGUCCUUAUAAAGGAAAUAUCGGUAUUGUCAAAGAUGCUACCCAAUCCACUGCUAGGAUCGAACUGCACACGUCUUGUCAGACCAUAUCUGUAGACAGGAACAACAUUACUGAUGUUGGUACUCCAGCGAAGGAUGGCAGUGCUUCAAGUUAUGGCAGAACUCCAGCUUACACUGGGAACCAAACGCCGCUGUACAGAGACGCCGGAAACAAGACGCCAAUGUGCGAUUCUGGUUCUCGCACUCCGCUGCAUUACGGUUCCAUGACGCCCAUACACGAUGGAUCCAGGACGCCGAAUGCCAGUUCGGAGUGGGACCCGGCUAUAUCAAACACUUAUCCUUCUCCUGGGUACAAUCCAAGUACUCCAGGCUACCAAAUGUCAGGUCCAUACACCCCUCAAACACCUGGUACAAUGUACGAUGCGACAUACAGUCCUUAUCAAGCUAGCAGUCCAGGAUAUCAAAGCGUGGCAUCCACGCCUAGUCCUGCUGCAGGUUCGGGAACAGGAAGUUAUGGACAGUCUCCAGCUGGUAGUGGAUCAGGAAAUCCUUACAGCACGCCCAGUUCGAGCUACAGUCCAAACAUGCCGUACAACCCUCAGACUCCAGGCGCUGGCUUGGACGUGUUGCCUAUGACAGAUUGGCACACGGUUGACAUUGAGGUUAGGAUCCGUGACAGCCACGACGACGCGGGAUUGGUGGGGCAGACUGGAGUCAUCAGGAGCAUCUCGGGUGCUAUGUGUACCGUAUUUUUGCCAGCUGAGGAUCGGGUGGUCAACAUUAUGUCGGAUCAUUUGGACCCGGUGCGGCCUCAGAGAGGAGACCAGUUCAAGGUCAUUAUUGGUGAAGAACGAGAACAAACAGGUGAGCUUCUUUCAAUCGACUUGCAUGAAGGCGUGGUGAAGAUCAAAGACGACAUUACAAUGUUGCCAUUGCAGAAUUUGUGUAAAAUGAGGAAAAGAGACUAGACUCUAAUUACUACUUGAAGCUUAAACAGUUUAGCAUGUGCUUUAUGUAGAAUAUUAUGUUGUAAAGUACCUAUGCGUAUCACAGUGAAAUAAACACAUAAUACAUUAAAAA
Molecule: messenger RNA, 3614 nt
Organism: Acanthoscelides obtectus
Lineage: Eukaryota; Metazoa; Arthropoda; Insecta; Coleoptera; Chrysomelidae
Source: the annotation of a GenBank genome assembly